Messenger RNA from Lasiodiplodia theobromae, 1401 nucleotides. Its product is annotated as Dockerin type 1. The record is from RefSeq and is a predicted model, not a curated record. Bases 1 to 1401 code for a protein of 466 amino acids. The transcript has 4 exons. NCBI's taxonomy places the organism in Eukaryota, Fungi, Ascomycota, Dothideomycetes, Botryosphaeriales, Botryosphaeriaceae.
AUGACUUCAAAUGGUCAUACCCUGAGUUCGACAUCGACUAUCAGCGUGCUCGGAGAUGAUCCACCGCGCACACAUCGUAUCAACGCCAAUUCAUUCCAGCAGAGUGCGCUGCUUACAGUGAAUGGCUGGCAGUACGCGGCUUUCUACCAGAGCAAAGAUGGUGACAAUGGAAGCUCCAUCUGCCACCCGACACUUGCACGACGAGCCCUUUGCGAUCCGCCAGGAGGAGAGGAUGGAACGUGGGAGUACCUGGUCUUUGAUGACUACGAGCAGACAAGCGAUGAUGGGCACAACACCAUUUCAAUUGGCAUCUGCGCCGGAGAUGGCACCAUCCAUGUUUCCUACGAUCAUCACUGCGAACCACUGAGAUACCGUUUCUCGACUAAAGGCCUCGCCACUAGUCCACAGGACUACGUGUGGGAAAAGAGCCUCUUCACCAAGACGGCCGACACACUGCCGGGUCUGCCUCAUUCCAAUAUCAUGGACGAAGUGUCGUACCCGCGCUUCGUCACCGUCAACGGCGACAUGCUCCUUACAUAUCGGAUCGGCCAGGCCGGCUCCGGCUCUGACGUGCUGUACGUCUACUCCUCGGCCACGCACGCCUACACCGCGCUCGGCACGCUCCUCACCGGCGCCGGCAACUCGCCGUACAUCAACGGGCUCGACCACGACGCCCGACGCAACCUGCUGCACGUGUCGUGGACGUACCGGCGCUUCGUCGCGUACGAGGGGGUCGACGACCCGGCGUCGACGGCGCACAAGGCGCAGGCGGGGCCGAACGGGCCGGAGAACAACUACGACCUGUGCUACGCGUGGAGUGCGGACGGCGGCAGGGUGUGGAGGGGAGAAGGGGGCGGGAAGGCCGGCGAGAGGGCGAUCGCGCUGGCGGAUUUGGGCGCCGGGGAGACGGUGAGGCCGGGGUGUGAGGGGAUUAGGGCGUUUGAGAUUCCGAUGGGGAGUGGGAUUCUGAAUCAGGAGGGGCAGUGUGUGGCGCUGGAUGGGGGGUUUUAUGUGUUGAAUCGGGAGAGGUGGGAGGGGGUGGAGAGGUGGAUGGUGUAUUGGAGGGAGGCGGAGGGCAGCUGGAAGCGCAACGCAAUCGACGGAUUCCUCCCCACCGAGACGGGAUCGAGAGGCAGCAUCUGUGCGGACAGGUAUAGCAACGUUUAUGCUAUCUUGCCUGGCAAUAACGACUCGUCUCUCUCCAUUGUGAGAGCGUCCAAGGCGGAGGAAGAUUUACGGUUUGAGACGGUAUGGAGACAGGAUGGGUUCGAUGGCGAGCCGCUAGUGGAUCAAGCGAAAAUGGAUGAGCGUGGCAUCAUUUCCAUUUUCACAAGAACGGAUAAAGGUGCCGAUGGAAAACGUAAGGUAGUGGUCAUCGACGUUGAUUUGGGGGAUAGGUAG